Bacillus rossius redtenbacheri is the source of this 2382-nucleotide messenger RNA. RefSeq lists its product as uncharacterized. Gene Ontology annotation, biological process: regulation of cardiac muscle contraction; protein localization to T-tubule. Gene Ontology annotation, cellular component: T-tubule. The record is from RefSeq and is a predicted model, not a curated record. Gene Ontology annotation, molecular function: protein binding. Bases 264 to 1736 code for a protein of 490 amino acids. The transcript is spliced from 7 exons. Lineage: Eukaryota; Metazoa; Arthropoda; Insecta; Phasmatodea; Bacillidae.
GUCUUCUGGCUGCAUUACAAACACAAACUUGUUUAUAAUUUUUACGCGGGCUUAGAAGAUUUGAAGAAACGUGUCUCCAGAUUUGUAAUGUUUUGCGAUUGCCAUUUAAUUUAUUUGUUAGAAAUGUGUGUUUCCUAUAACUUUUUUAUUUUUUUCUUAUUUGUUUUUAAUACUGCUUAGUUUUUUAUAUUUAAUUAACCUUAAAUGCAAGUACAAUUUAAGCUGCGAAUGUUUUGAAAUGUGCUACAUUAUUUCAAAAAACUAUGUCAGGUGAAUGUGACAUUGCAAAAGUUAAUGUCAACAUUGAUUUAGAAUCAGCAUCUGCUUAUGGCCAAGAAGACAUUGUGAAGUCAUUGAUUCGGAAAGGCGCAGACGUAAAUCAUGCCAAUGACUUUGGAUGGACUCCAGUUAUGCAAGCAGCAAGAAAUUGUCACUCAAAUGUGGUGCUAGAACUUUUACGCAGCAGGGCUGAUGUGACAUGCAUGACACAAUUAGGCACGAGCGCGCUGAGCGCGGCCGUGGCGAGCAAGGACGCGGCCACCGUCCUUGCCGUGCUGGACGCUCUCCUGGAGAGAGACUCGGCGGCCACCAGCGACCCCCUGCCCCUCGCGCUGGCCGCCCUCGGGGGCAGCGUGUCCGUCGCGAGCAUCCUGCAGGAGAGGGGGUUCCACCCUGGCGCCCCCGUCCCGCCCUCAGGACUGACGCCUCUGAUGAUGGCAGCUUGCAAUGGGCACUGUGCGAUGGUGGACUGGCUGCUACGCAGAGGUGCCAGUCCGAACGCAGUCAACGCGGCCGGUCAGACAGCACUGGACAUCGCUGCCAGCAAGGGUUACGGCAUCGUCGAGACACUCCUGAUGAAGAGCAUGGAUCUGCCGAGCGUAACGCCGCUGAGGAGCUUCGGUGGCGGAGCGCGUUUCCCUGCUGCGUGGACGUCUCUCGGCUGCCGGACUCAGCAUGAUGUCUUCUCCCCGUCGCACGAGGACAAGCUGCGGGUGUGGUCCCACCUGGCGGAGCUCAGCGUCCCGCAGUGCCCCGUCAGCCACAACUUGCGGGCGGUGCUGUCGCCCUGUUUCUUCCCGGCCGCCAAGUCCAGCUGUCACAUGCAGAGUGUGUUCUCCUCCGGGUCCUGCACCGGGAGGAGCCAGCACCGCUGCUGUUCCCCUCUACCCUCUCCCCGCAGACUCCCGGAGGUCUGCACCCCGCCCCACUAUUGCACGUGUAGGGAGCGACUCCCCAGCUGGAACAGGGUCAGGCGGAUGUCGCAGAGUGACCCGAACUUGUCAAAAAAAGAUAAGAAAAGUCUGUCAAAAUGGUGGAAAGUUACCACGGAAAAGUUACAUUCAAAAGUUACGACUAAGAAAAAAUCUGUUUUUGGGAGUAAGACAGUAAAGUCUUUAAAAUUCAGCUCUGAUAACUGUCACGACAGUGCGUCUACUGAGAAUGUCGGACAAGCAAGUGGACUAGCGAACACUGAAGAAGUCUUUCCUCGCAUAAGUCCUUGCAGAAAUUCAGUACACAGGUCUUUAUCUGGAGGCAAAUCUGAUGUGGAAAAUUUUUUACUAAGCUGUGGACUGCAAGAAUAUUAUCAUAUUUUCGCUGAACAUGAGGUUGAUUUGCACAUGAUCUAUUCUUUGAAUUUUGAAGAUCUUGAAGAAAUGGGAAUUUUUAGUACCGAAGAACAAAUUAAAAUACUAAAGUUAAUUAUAACUACAAAGAAGAGACAACAAUAUAAUUAGUGUUUAAUACUUCAGCAAUGAUUGUGAUUUUGUUAGGAUAUUAUUUAAGAAUUGUUUGAGAUAUCGAAAGCCUAAUCUUGCAAUUACAGAGCUGUGUUUUGUGUGCUAGGCAGUGAAAAUAAAAUAAUAUUUACAUAUAUUUCACUGUUAUAAAGGGAGAAAAUACUUGUUCAUGAGAGUUUGCAAAAUUAGGAGAUUGCUGAGUAAACAUGUUGCACACAAUUAUAUGUAUUUUAAAACAUAAUUAGCUCAAUUUAUUUUAACUAUAUGCAUUUUUAUCAUUAAAUAUUUUUACUCCAGAUUUUAAUCUCUCAAGCCAUUGCCUACCCUGAUUAUUUUCAAGAAACAAUUUUUUCACAAAAAUCUUUUUUAUGACAUUAAUACUCUGUGCAUGUACAGAAUUUGUUUUCAGUGAUUAUGUGUACUUAAACUGUUUUUUAAUAUUUGAUUGGCAUGAGAUUGUUAAAAUUUUAUAUCAUCAAGGUUUUCUAGUAAGAAAUUAGGCUAGCAUUAGGCCUACCUACACAUAAAAAUUUUUCGUACAAAAUAAUUAAGUGUAAUGUUCUCUUUGUCAUGUACAUCUUUCUAAUCUCGUAUGAGUGUUGAUGAGCAUGUUACAAUGUGUAAAUAAAUCAAAUAAAUAAUU